UUCCCAUCACAUGUACAUUUCAAAGAUGGGUGGAACCAACAAGGCUGAAAUGUCAGAGCUGACCGACCUCAUUCACUGCAGAGACACAGACCGGAGCUCAAGCUAACACAGUGAACUCAUUGGUCAUUGGUCAUUGUCACUGAGGAAGGAAAUGGCUCAGAGAGAAUUUCAGCUGGAGCAGGAAACGUUCUGCUGUUCGAUCUGUUUGGAUCUACUGAAGGAUCCGGUGACUACUGGCUGUGGACACAGCUACUGUAAGAGCUGUAUUAACACCCACUGGGACAAUGGGGAGGAGAGAGGAAGCUACAGCUGUCCUCAGUGUGGACAGACCUUCACACCGAGGCCUGUCCUGGUGAAAAACACCAUGUUAGCUGAUUUAGUGGAGGAGCUGAAGAAGACUGGACUCCAAGCUGCUCCUGCUGAUCACUACUAUGCUGGACCUGGAGAUGUGGCCUGUGAUGUCUGCACUGGGAGAAAACUGAAAGCUCUCAAGUCCUGUUUGAUUUGUUUGGCCUCUUAUUGUGAAAAACACCUCCAGCCUCAUCUUCAGUCAGCUCCAUUGAAGAAGCACAAGCUAGUGGAGCCCUCGGAGAAGCUCCAGGAGAACAUCUGCUCUCGUCACGACGAGGUGAUGAAGAUGUUCUGCCGCACUGAUCAGCAGUGUAUCUGUUAUCUCUGCUCUGUGGAGGAACAUAAAGACCACGACACAGUGUUAGCUGCAGCAGAAAGGACUGAGAGGCAGAGAGAGCUCGGGCUGAGGAGACAAACAAUCCAGCAGAGAGUCCAGGACACAGAGAAAGACGUGAAGCUGCUUCAACAGGAGGAGAAGGCCAUCAAUGGCUCUGCUGAUAAAGCAGUGGAGGACAGUGAGGAGAUCUUCACUGAGCUGAUCCACCUGCUGAAGAAAAGAAGCUCUGAUGUGAAGCAGCAGAUCAGAUCCCAGCAGGAAACUGAAGUGAGUCGAGUCAGAGAGCUUCAGGAGAGACUGGAGCAGGAGAUCACUGAGCUGAAGAGGAAAGACCAGGAACUGAAGCAGCUCUCAGACACAGAGGAUCACAGCCAGUUUCUACACAACUACCCCUCACUGUCACCACUCAGUGGAUCUACACACUCAUCCAGCUUCAGGAUCCGUCCUCUGAGAUAUUUUGAGGACGUGUCACCAGCUGUGUCCCAGGUCAGAGGUCGACUACAGGACAUUCUGAGUGAGACAGAGACACAGAUUUUACAGAUUGUGUCUCAAGUGGAUGUUUUACUGCCACAACCAGAACCAGAGACCAGAGCUGACUUCUUAAGAUAUUCACAGGAAAUCACACUGGAUCCAAACACAGCAAACAAAUAUCUGUUUUUAUCUGAGGGAAACAGAAAGGUAAGAUAUAUGAGAGAAGAUCAGUCUUAUUCUAAUCAUCCAGACAGAUUCACUUAUUGGCCUCAGAUCCUGAGUAGAGAGAGUCUGACUGGACGUUGUUACUGGGAGGUGGAGGUGGAGCGUGGGAUGAUAGGAAGAGUUGGUGUAGCAGUCACAUACAAGAAUAUCAGCAGAGCAGGACACUCAGAUGAAUGUGAAUUUGGAUUCAAUAAUAAAUCUUGGAUGUUAUAUUGUGGUAGAAACCGAUAUAUCUUUUAUAACAACAGCAUCAAGACUCGAGUGUCAGGUCCUGUGUCCUCCAGAGUAGGAGUGUACCUGGAUCACAGAGCAGGUGUUCUGUCCUUCUACAGAGUCUCUGACACCAUGACUCUCCUCCACAGAGUCCAGACCAUAUUCACUCAGCCUCUCUAUGCUGGAGUUAGGGUUUAUUAUCAUUCUGGAUGCACAGCUGAGUUCUGUAAACUCAAAUAGACUCGAGUCAUUAAAAGCAGUGAUUUAGAUUCUGUGUUUAAAUCUUUAACUUCUUUUGUCUCCAUGUUUGUUGAUCACAGUUCGUCGUGGUGACGUUUCUGCUCUGCUCCAUGAUCAGCUGUCAAUCAAACACUGACCUUCCUUUAUCACACAUAUUUAGUUCUCACUUUGUAAAAACAGAAAUCUAUAAUUAAACUGACAUGAAUUUGUUUGCAGAAGCUUUUCAUGGGUUUUUCAGAAUGAUGUGUGGAUGCAUGUCCCGUCCACUUGCCCAUGUGAAAACAUCUAUAGUGUGUUUUGUGGGAUAUCUUUUUCAUGCUGUGUGUUAAAAUUACUGCAUUGUUUCAGUUUUCCAUCUUUUUUUUCUUCUGUUUCUGUUUUCAGUUGGAGAAUUGUUAAUGUGCUUAAUUGGUCUCUUUCUUGAAAAAGCAGUAAGUGUAUAGUCGGGGGACUUUGUUUUUAGGGCUGCAACUUAUUCAGUGAAUGAUUUCAUCGGUUCAAUCAAUCAAUCAAUAAAUCAAUCAAUCACUUAAUCAAUCAAUCAAUCAGCUCCACAGAACAAGACAGGGUUCCAUAAUGCUCAUGACUGUUUAGUUUACAGUUUUUGUGAAACAGAAGAAGGCCCGUCACCUUUGAGACGGUGGUACCAGAGGAUGUUUGAAAUUUUUCUCUUGUGUAACUUCAUGUUUUGAUUUAUUGAUGUGAAAUUAUGUUUAAUAUAUAAUUCUAUUUGUAUCAUGUAAAUUGUGAUUGUAUUCACUUGUUAACUGUGUGCAUCAGUGGUAAUAAACUCAUGUUCAAUAUUGAUUUCGACUGCUCCUAAACGUUAAUGCAUCUGACGCUCGACUGUUCAGUUUAACAAAUAGUCCAAAGAAAUGUCUGAAUUCAUUAAUCAAUUUAAAUUGCUCACAAUCAAUAAUCAAUAUUUACAAAUUGUUGAAAAUAAGAACAUUGUAAAUCUUCACAUUCAAGAAGAUGAGUUAUGGAUUUGUGUUGUUUUAACAUCUUAAAUAAAAGAUCAUUUAAAAAACAUGUAUCAUCUAUAAUAAAAAAAGUAUAUUUGUAUCAUUUGAAUAAUCAAUAAACUCUCUAAUUGUUGAGCUUCAGAGAA
Messenger RNA from Pleuronectes platessa (European plaice), 2948 nucleotides. Its product is annotated as tripartite motif-containing protein 16. The record is from RefSeq and is a predicted model, not a curated record. Lineage: Eukaryota; Metazoa; Chordata; Actinopteri; Pleuronectiformes; Pleuronectidae. Gene Ontology annotation, molecular function: zinc ion binding; protein binding. The transcript has a single exon. Bases 152 to 1837 code for a protein of 561 amino acids.